AUGUUUCGUGCUGGAGCUUCAAGAGGGAUUCGUUCCUCAAUUCUAGCGGGGAAUGUGCGGUUUGCUUCAACCACUGCGACUGUUACCAAGCCUAGCGUGUUGCUGCGUGUUUGGAGUUUCACAAAAAAGGCCACUUUGAUUGGUUUAGUUGGUGGCACUGCUUACAUUGGAUACAAGAUUUACGAUGAAUCUCACCCAGGGCCCCAACUUCCUCAAACUACCACCUUUCCCAAUGGUGAACCCAAGAAGACUUUGGUUAUCUUGGGUACUGGGUGGGGUUCAGUUUCCUUACUUAAAAAUUUGGACACCUCGAAGUACAACGUGGUCGUUGUCUCCCCAAGAAACUACUUCUUGUUCACUCCUUUGUUACCGUCUAUCCCCACUGGCACACUCGACACUAAGCUGAUUAUUGAACCCGUUAGAUCUAUCACUCGGAAACUCAAAGGUGAGGUGAUUUACCUUGAAGCUGAGGCAACUGAUGUUGAUGUCAAAUCUAAAACUAUUACCUUGAAGCAGUCUACCACGGUUCACUCUGGUCAUUCUGGUGAGGAUUCCGGUGCUUUCAAGUCUGUGAUUUCGGAGAAGACUGGGGUUGAGGAAAUCAUUACUAAGCUUCAAUACGACUAUCUUGUUGUUGGUGUUGGUGCCCAACCUUCGACUUUCGGUAUUCCCGGUGUGGCCGAGAAUUCCACCUUCCUCAAGGAAGUUUCUGAUUCGACCACCAUUCGUCGCCGCAUCAUGGAUCAAAUCGAAGCUGCCAACAUGUUGCCUGUUAAUGACCCUGAGCGCAAGCGGUUAUUGUCGGUAGUUGUUUGUGGUGGUGGGCCUACUGGCGUCGAAACCGCUGGCGAAAUCCAAGAUUAUAUCGAUCAGGACAUCAAGAAAUGGAUGCCUACUAUUGCCCUGGAAAUGUCUGUUACCUUGAUUGAGGCUCAACCUCAUGUGUUGUCUUCGUUUAACCCCAAGCUUGUUGAGUAUACUUCCGAAGUUUUUGAGCAAACUAACAUCAACUUGAAAUGUAGCAGCAUGGUUAAAGCUGUUGAUCAAACCACGGUUACUGCGCAACACAAGAAUAAGGAUGGCACGACGUCAGUACUCAAGGUCCCUUACGGUAUUUUGAUUUGGGCCACUGGCAAUGCUCCCCGACCUAUCGUACGCAAUCUUUGGGCUCAAAUUAAUGAGCAAAAAACCGCCAAGCGUGGUUUGCUCGUUGACGACUCCUUGUUGGUCGAUGGUACAACUGAUAUCUAUGCCUUGGGUGACUGUACUUUCACGAAGUACGCUCCAACUGCUCAAGUAGCUUUCCAAGAGGGUCAAUUUUUGGCCAAGCAUUUCGAUCGCCUCCAAAAGAUUGACAGUUUGCGUUGGCGUAUUGCUCAUCCCAGCGUCAACGACAAUGUGGACCGCUUGAAGGCGAAGCUCGAAAAGAUUGAGAGUAAGCCUUCCAAAUUUGAAUACCACAACCAUGGUGCUCUUGCUUACAUCGGUUCCGAAAAGGCUGUGGCCGACAUUAUGGUCGCCGACUUUAGCAAUAUUCAAACUGGUGGUUCAUUCACGUUCUACUUGUGGAGAUCUGCGUAUAUCUACAUGUGUUUGAGCAUUGAGAACCAAGUCUCCAUCAUCCUUGACUGGGCGAAAGUUUGGUUGUUCGGAAGAUCUGUGUCUUCUGAAUAA
Diutina rugosa is the source of this 1674-nucleotide messenger RNA. RefSeq names its product NADH-ubiquinone reductase (H(+)-translocating) (gene NDE1). The record is from RefSeq and is a predicted model, not a curated record. The transcript has a single exon. Bases 1 to 1674 code for a protein of 557 amino acids. Gene Ontology annotation, molecular function: NADH dehydrogenase activity. Lineage: Eukaryota; Fungi; Ascomycota; Pichiomycetes; Serinales; Debaryomycetaceae.